Closterium sp. NIES-65 is the source of this 2595-nucleotide messenger RNA. The record is from the annotation of a GenBank genome assembly. Lineage: Eukaryota; Viridiplantae; Streptophyta; Zygnematophyceae; Desmidiales; Closteriaceae.
AUGAACAGGAUCGCUCCCGGCCCCGCCGCCCCUGAUACGCGGCCCCGCCGCCCCAGCGCUCCCGGCCCCGCCGCCCCUGAUACGCGGCCCCGCCGCCCCAGCACUCCCGGCCCCGCCGCCCGUGCUACGCGGCCCCGCCGCCCCUGGUCUCGCGGCCCCGCCGCCCCUGGUCUCACGGCCCCGCCGCCCUUGAUUAGCGGCCCCGCCGCCCAGCGCUUCCGGCCCCGCCGCCCCAGCGCUCCCGGCCCCGCCGCCCCUGAUACGCGGCCCAGCCGCCCCAGCGCUCCCGGCCCCACCGCCCGUGCUACGCGGCCCCGCCGCCCCUGGUCUCGCGGCCCCGCCGCCCCAGCACUCACGGCCCCGCCGCCCCUUGCUCUCGCGCCGCCCAACUGCAGCAGCCGAGCCGCCCAACUGCAGCAGCCGAGCCGCCCACCUGCAGCAGCCGAGCCGCCAACUGCAGCAGCCGAGCCGCCGGACCGCCAAGCAGCAGUGCAGCCGAGCCGCCCUGCACCCAAGCCGCCCGGCAGCCGCGCCGCCCCGCCCGAGCCGCCCUACCGCCGAGCCGCCUGGGAGCCGAGCCGCCCGGGAGCCGAGUCGCUGAGUAGCCGAGCCGCCUUUCUACCGAGCCGCCCGACCUGCCCUGCCCGUGUCCUCGCUUUUGAUGCUGAGGGUCAAGCCAUAGACUUCGAGGUCUGGCUCGACGACCUGGAGCUGUUUUUACAGUGCGAUAGGGCGGACGGUCUGUCUCUCUUUGACCUCACCUCUGGCGCCGUCCCUCCCCUUGCUGCUGAUGCUGACGCCACUGUUCGCUCACAGUGGGCCACGCGCGAUGCUGCUGCACGUCUUGCUUUUGCGCGCUACUCCUCCCCUGCCACUGCUGCACUGAGCCGCCUCAUGCUCCCCUUCCUCUUCCCUGACCUUGCCGCCUUUCCCACUGUCGCUGAUCUCAUCACGCACCUCCGCACUAGUGACACUCGCUACCGCGCUGCGCUUCCUGCUGACUUCUGCGCAAAGAACCCCCCCCCCAUGUACAUCAUUCUCUACUUCUUAGUCACUCGCCUCCCUGACUCCCUUCGUGUAGUCCGGGACCACUUCCUCGCAGUCUGUCCCACCACCCUCACAGUCGACAGCCUAGAGAAGACCCUCCUUGCAGUAGAGAAGAGCAUAGUUGCUGUAGGAGCCUCUCGAGGUGACCCCCGCGCCCCCAUCUUUGAGGGGUGUUCUCCUUCCCCUCUCCUGCCCUCUGUCGCCUCUUCCGCUGCGGCCGACCUCGUUGGUCUUGAGUCGGUCGGUGCGGCGUCUGCCCCUAGCGGGAGACGCCGCUCUGGCAAGGGCAAGGGGGGAAAGGGAGCGGGUGGGGCCAGUAGGGGCGGUGGAGGUGGAGGUGGAGGCGGCGGAGGGAGUGGGGGUGGCGGUGGAGGUGGUAGCGGGGGUGGGGGUGCUAGUGGCGGCAGUGGAGGGGGGGGUGGCGGUGGCGGUGGCGGUGGUAGCGGAGGUGGCGGAGGUGGCGGUGGUGGAGGCGGAGGCGGGGAGGUGGAGGCGGAGGCGGGGGUGGCGGAGGUGGAGGUGGUCGGAGUGGAGCUUCGCAGCAGAGCGGCACUGGGGGAGUGUGGGGGCACCCACACCGCCCAGCGCUGCUUUGGCCGCCUGACGGACGCUUGGCGCGAGCAGUUCCCGGAGGCCGCGGAGAUCCCCCGCUGGGGAGAGCUGUCUAGGGCUGGUGUCGCUAUCUUUGAUCUUGAUUUUGAUGCUAUCCUUGCUGCCAUGUAUGCUGUGACCAUUAGUGAUGAGAGUGACUGUUACCGGUGUUUCCAGCCAGACCCGGGCAUUGGUACUACUGCUCCAGGUGCCGGUGAGGCGUCUGCUCUAGGUGCCAGUGCGUCUGUGCUCUCAGGUGCUGGUGAGGUUGCUCUCUCAGGUACUAGUGCGUCUGCGCUCUCAGUCCUCCCGUGUCCGGCGGCUCCCUCUGGCACCCUGUCUGGUCUCUACCUCCCCUCGUUCUCUACGAACUUGGUGAGUGGUGCUGACCUACAGGAUGCGGGAGUCCACCAGUUCACCCCUGCUCGUCAGCGAGUGACGCACUGCACAGAGGCUAGCACGGGUCGUCACCUGGCUACGUUUACACGUCAGCCAGGGUCGAGCCUGUACACAUUGACCACUACUUCUCCUCCAGGUGCUGAGUCUGGUAGAGUCCCUUCGUCUGGUCAGGUGUUUGCUGCAGCGUCCAGGUCUGGUCCUGAGUCUGCCCCCUGUUCGUGUCGCCGUCUGUCUCACGAGACCCUUCUCUGGCACCACCGCCUUGGCCACCCCUCUCGUCUUCUUGUGUCUGGUCUCCCCCGGUCCCUCCCUCCCCUUCCUCAUGGCCCUGGCCCUGCCUGUGUCCCCUGUGUCGAGGGGCGCCAGCGUGCUGCCCCUCACUCCUCCCAGUUUCCUCCGACAGAGGCUCCGUUGCAGACGCUUCACAUGGACGUGUGGGGCCCUGCCCGCGUCCGUGGACUCGGUCACGAGCGCUACUUCCUGUUGGUGGUUGACGACUACUCGCGUUACACCACAGUCUUCCCUUGCGCAGCAAGGGUGAUGUCACUGAGGUGCUGA